This is a messenger RNA of Lachancea sp. 'fantastica', 582 nucleotides long. Lineage: Eukaryota; Fungi; Ascomycota; Saccharomycetes; Saccharomycetales; Saccharomycetaceae. The record is from the annotation of a GenBank genome assembly.
AUGGGGCUAUUGACCAUUAUAAAGAAGCAGAAACUCAAGGACAAGGAGUGUCGAUGCCUAGUGUUGGGUUUGGAUAACUCUGGAAAGUCCACGGUGGUGGAUUGGAUUCUGAGUACUUAUAAGCAUCAAGAUCGCCAAGCGAUUACGCCAACGGUGGGCUUUCAAAUCCAUACGGUACCGUUUGCCGGCCAUAAUGUGCAACUAUGGGAUAUCGGCGGUCAGUCUACUUUACGGCCUUAUUGGGACAACUAUUUUGAUAAAACGGACGUUUUACUGUGGGUAAUGGACAUUGCUGCAGCAAGCAGGGUGGACGAGUCUGUGCACGAACUACAAACGAUUUUGCGGAAUAGGGAUAGACUGGGGUACAAUUGCCGGAUUGUAGUGCUACUCAACAAGAAGGAUCUGGUGAAUGAAGCUGAAAACGUGUCACAGACGUUGCAGAGAGAUUUGAGCCGUUUACUGCAACUCGAAAAUGUUCCCAUCGAAACAAGGGCUACCAGUGCUCUGGGUGGGGAAGGUCUGGAAACAUUGAUGGAAUCGAUUGUGGGGCGUAAACGGAAAGUUUUGGAAAGAGUGAGCUAA